GACAAGUAAAACAAAUUAUUAAUUAAAUAUUUAAAUAAACAAUAAAAUGGCAAAACUUAUGAUUGUUUUAGUGGCGUUAUUUGGCAUUGCUUUGGCCUAUCCCGGUGGUUAUGGUGGCGGCUAUGGUAAUGGUGGCCAUACUCCUCAAGUAGGUGGUGGAUAUGGUGGUGGUCAUGGUGUCGGUGGUGGCCAUGGUGUUGGUGGUGGUCAUGGUGUUGGUGGUGGCCAUGGUGUUGGUGGUGGUCAUGGUGGCUUCGGAGGACAUCAAGGUGGACACCAAGGUGGUUUUGGUGGACAACAAGGUGGUUUUGGUGGACAACAAGGUGGUUUGGGAGGACACCAGGGAGGAUUGGGUGGUCACCAAGGCGGUUUCGGUGGACAGCAAGGUGGUUAUGGUGGUUCUCAAGGUGGUUAUGGUGGUCACCAUGGUGGUUUGGGAGGUCACCAUGGUGGUUUGGGAGGUCACCAAGGCGGUUAUGGUGGUUCUCAAGGUGGUUAUGGUGGCGGUCAUGGUGGACAUGGCAGUCACGGCGGUCAUGGUGGUUAUGGCAAACAUGGAUAUUAAAGAUUGUGAUUUGUUAAACAUUUAGAUUAAGGUAUUACUAAGUAAAUAAAACGGAAAAAAUUAAAAUAA
Molecule: messenger RNA, 634 nt
Organism: Lucilia cuprina (Australian sheep blowfly)
Lineage: Eukaryota; Metazoa; Arthropoda; Insecta; Diptera; Calliphoridae
Product: glycine-rich protein DOT1-like
Exons: 2
Coding region: 47-565 (172 amino acids)
Source: RefSeq, a predicted model, not a curated record